Hemicordylus capensis (graceful crag lizard) is the source of this 10105-nucleotide messenger RNA. It is a transcript of the gene TEX15, whose product is annotated as testis expressed 15, meiosis and synapsis associated. The record is from RefSeq and is a predicted model, not a curated record. Gene Ontology annotation, biological process: synaptonemal complex assembly; male meiotic nuclear division; regulation of double-strand break repair via homologous recombination. The transcript is spliced from 9 exons. NCBI's taxonomy places the organism in Eukaryota, Metazoa, Chordata, Lepidosauria, Squamata, Cordylidae. The coding region runs from base 70 to 8988 and encodes 2972 amino acids. Gene Ontology annotation, cellular component: nucleus.
GCGCGCGGCUAGGGGGAGGGGCCGCGCGACUAGAGCGCGAGGCGGUUGCUGUCGGCAGUUGCUGCCGGGAUGGUGGCGGUGUCGCGUUACCGCCCGCAGCUGCCUGGCCGGCGGCGAGAGUCGACCAAGCAAGGCGUCGGACCCCCUCCUCGGGCAGGGACUCGGAAGAGUCCGGGUCAGAAGCAAGAGGAGCACCCGAGGAAGCGAAGAGGAGGAGCGGGGUAUGCUGAAGAAGACGACGGUUUGAUCGGACAGGAGGACGGGAGCGGCCGCAGAUGGAUAGUUGAAGACAAAAAAGAAAUGGAACCAAAGGUGCGAGCAAUAUGGAAAAGCAUAACAUCAAAUACAAAGGGAUCAUUUUUGCCAAAACAAAAUUGUUUGAAAAAUUUUACCAUUCCUAAAAGAGCCCCCGAUAAAGAUUUUCUAAUGAAGUGUUCCACUAAUCAGAGGGACUACAAUGAGAUUAGACAACGACUGAGUCAAAGUUGCCUUGACACAGAAUGUGAUUUGGAGUCUUUGUGGCAUUUUGAUAAAAUAGAAAUGGUUCACAAUAAAGAUCUGGAAGAGGAAUUUAUUACAAAGAGGACUAAGAUGCGUGAAGAAGUAAAGCAGGAUAAAGAAGUAUCUAGUUUUUUAGUUGUGUCUAAAGAUGAAGUCUCAAAGAUUUGUCAGCAUGGUCUGCAUAUUAACCACUCUACCAAGAAAGAAUUAAACAUCGUGAAGGAACUGGGAAACCCUCAACUUGGAGUGUAUUUGUUCAGAUAUGUUGAUGUUGCUUUGAAUUAUGCAUCCAAACACUCUGUCCAAAUAGAAAACAUUAUUAUUUUCAGGGUCCUCUUAGGAAGAGUGAAAAAAAUUCAACCUCCAAAGGGCAAAAAGAAAGUUGCUUUGGAUCCAUCUCCAAACUUUGAUUGCCAUAUAUCCAGAAUUCAUCCGUCACUUAAAGAUUCAGUGGAGGAUCAAGCCAUUGGUUCUUUGAUAUAUUUUUAUGAAUACAAUGAACUUUCAAAACCUGUGGAUAGACCUAGGCAAUGUCUUCCAUAUGCAGUAGUAAAAGUUAAAUGUGUUAAUCAGAAAGUAGCAGUUGAAACCCCUGUAACAUCUCGUAACAGUACGCUUAAAAGAUUGUCUAAGCAUCAAGGAAAAGGAAGAGGACUUCCUUUAGAAAACUGCUCCCAAGUUACACGAGUCACAAGGAUUGGGAAAAAUCAGCUCAUCUAUGAGCAUUUUAAAAAUGAAGGCUGUGCAGUAAAUCCAGAGAAUAAUGCAUGUGCAGAAGUUAGUUCUUUCUCUCUAAACAUACAGAAUUGGAAUGGCUCCUCAGCUGAAACCCAGUGCAGAAAAAUAAAACACAAAUUAAAUAGAAGAUGGGAUUCAGCACAGAUCGAAAUAAAUAAUCCAAAUCUUCAGUGUACACCUGGUGUGGAUGUCUCCAGAGAUGUUAGAAGUGACCAUACAGGAAACUCUAAUCAAAAUCCUUUGAAAGUACAUCCUGGAGUUUUUUCUGAUUGCAAUAGUCGCUCAAGUACUGUAAUUACUUCAAGGCUGAUUAAGGAUCCAAGGUUAACAAAAAGAGAACAAAAUUUAGAGAAGGAGAACGGAGAAGAAACCUUCCAUGGAAUUUUGCAGUAUGAGAAUGAGCUGGAAUAUAACUCAAAAAUAAAAAUACCUACAACUUUAGGCAUACCAUGUCCUUUACCUAAAGAUUUUUUUCUCCUCAACUCUAAGCAUGCAUGUAGCCAAAGGCAGUAUAUGGAAAAAACAUCAUGGCAAGAAAUUACUUUAGGCAAGCGCAUAACACCAUCUCUGUCUGUAACAUCUCAUAGCGAUGCAAAUUAUUUAGUGAAUGGUAAGGAGGGACUCGGUAAUGUAAACAAAGUUAAUGAAGAAAUUUUGGCAUCUCAGAGCACUCAUACUUUGAAAACCAACUUAAGUCAUAGUUCUUUACAGUCUAAGAACAAUGAAAACGGAGUCCUUCCAGCAGACUUUAAAAAAGACAAAGGAAUGAAACAUUCAAAGCUGCCUUUAUUAUUACUGAACCCUUCUAACACAGUGGAUAAUGAAUGGAAAUCUCAGGAAUCCCAGCCUGUUAGCAUAACAAUGCAUAACAAGAAACAAGAACUUGGUAUUGAACCUCCUUUGUGUAAUGUUAGCAUCAUAAAUAUAAGCAUCCAAAAUCCUGAAAAUGUGGCAUCUGGCAAAGAUGAGAUGGAUAAUAGAAGAAAAAGCCAAUUACAAGAGGAUAGUUACACUUCUCAACUACAGUGCUCAACUGAUAAUGAUACAAGAUGUGCUAGAAAUAAAUGUACUUCAUCAGGCAAAGAACAUAAUGGUAAUGGUGAGAUUGACAGUGUCCAGGACCAUACCUUGGAGUUCAAUAGACAAAGUUAUCUUUCUGGAAAGAUGGUGAAAGAAGUUUGGACUGAAGAGAACUGUGAAUGGUCUCCAGAUGAUCAAAUGGAUGCAGAGAAUUUUGAGCAAAAUAAGCUUCAAGCAAUAAUGCAGUCUGAAAAAUCCUGUGCUACUGAAAUCCCUAGAAAGUCUAAUAAACAAGUACGUUCACUACCUGAAGAAGCAAACAACUCCAUACAUAAAUGUGAAGAAUAUACUGUAAAGAAAGAAAAAGAUAGUUCAGUCAAAGAGAAAAUUAGUGAUAUAAAUAGCAUCAUAUAUCCAUCUCAUAGUGCCUAUAGAAUUGGUACAUUAAUGAGGGACUUUAGUGAAAAGUGUGUGUGUGUUUCUGAGCCAGAGCCAUUAGACAAAAAUAUUUUUGGAGAGCACAAAAUGUCCUCUUCACUUGGUGGACAAAGCACUAAUAAAAUGGAUAACGUCAUCGUUGCCCAUGGUUCUGACCAAGCAUGCACACACCAAUUUGAAGAGGGCUCUUACAGUAAAGAAAAAAGCAAAUGUAUCUCUGAAAUACAGAUAACUUCUGUAACAGAAAAUGCUGACAAAGCAACAGGAAAAGAACAAGAACAUUCUUUCAAUAAUGACUUGAGAAAAAAUGUAGAUGGUAUAAAAGAUUGGAUGGACAUUUCUGAGAAUGCUGAUAAUUUGAAUUCAAAUAGUUCAGUUUCUGAUUUCAAGAUGAAUUUUCAAAGAAAAGAUUCAUUAACUGAAACAGAGUUGAUGAAAAUAGAAAGUGGUAAAGAGAAGCUGAAAGCCCUACAUGAUCAAGCAUCGACUAAUAAAUGUAUAGGCCUGAUAGUGCAUCAGAAAACAAAUCAUACUGCCUUUAUGUCAGAUAAUUCUGUUCCUGUGCCUUUGGGGAAUGUGAAACGAAUAGAAAUUAAAAAGCCUCAACCUGAAAACACAGGUUCUUCAAAUUUUAGACUGUUGAGCAAUAAUUUAUAUUUUAAAGAUGGUGUUCCAGAAACAUCUGAACAGGAUUUAGAGGUUAUAUGUGAAGACAUUAAUAUCCAAGACCUAGAAAGUACUAGUGAGAUUGAAAUUACAUCAGAAUUGUGUAAACAAUGGUUCUCAUUACCACAGAAAGUACAUGAACAUAUGUCCAGUGAAGAGGCAAAAUUCUGGUAUUUAAAGGAGCGUAUGGAUUGGGAGAGUCUGUUUGGAAAAUCUAAUCUGAAUACACAGGUUUCAGGAAGUUUCUCUGUGAAGGAGAAUGAAAAUGAGAGCUUAAAAUCAGGUGUGAAAGAAUUAGAAACUGAAUUGAAUACAUCUGUAUGUCCUGACUUACAAAUUACAAUCGCCAACAUACUUCAGCCAAAAUUGAAUCGCAUUCAUAACUCUUUCAGAAUGAAAACCAAAAUGGGGAAAUGUACUGCUAAAUAUUCAGGGCAGAAAAAGAGUAUUAUAUGGUCACAAGAGGAAAAAAUGGGGAAAUGCACACAAAAUCAGAAACAUUUCAAAUUUUAUCACAAAAAGAAAGAGCUUAAUAGACACUGUUCAUCUAAAAUGGUUUCAUCAUUGUCCAAGGGACGAUUUAAAACAUUUGCACAGUCUGAAAAGCAUAUUAAGAAUGUUUUGAAUUCUCUUAACACUGAAGCAUUGUUAUGUAAAAACAAACAUCUGUCUCAAAAAAUAGAUGGAGUAAUGUUUCACUUAAGAAAAGCUCAGAGGAGUGUUCAGAAAUCUUUAAAAAUGCUUGCAAAGGCUGGAAAGAAAAGACGUGUCUCAUUACCAAAAUCAUAUAUACUGGAAAGUUGUGACUCCAUAGAUUACAAUCUAGUGUCAGCCAAAGAAAAUUCUUUUUCUGAGAAGGAAAGGUCUAACGUUAGGGAAAGUAAAAUUGCUACAGAAGAAAAGGAAGCAAAUGAAAAGUUAAAAUGCAAAUCAGAAAGGUUCUUUAAAAGUAAAGAAUAUGUGAAGCAUACUCCAACCCUCUCACUGAUUGAUACUAAAAGCCACUAUGGUUCUUUUCCUUUGGAUUCCUCUGUAACAUUUGGUAGCAUCUCAGAUAUAGCAUAUACCAAUGAUAAUGUGAGAAAUACAAGAAUAACAGAACUUGAGACAGUCUCUGAAAAAACCCUUACUUUGGAUACCACAGAACUCAAAGACUUGAAGCCAACCAGCCAUGAACACAUUAUGAGUAAUGAGCAGAAGAUCUAUAUAACUGUCCCAUCUGAAAAUACCCAAGAAAAUGUAACUAUCAUCACAAAACAAGAUUCUGAAACUAGUAAAUGUGCGAGCAAAAAUAUAGCAAAACGUUUGAAUUCAGUUAGUGAAGGAAUGGAAUUAGUUGUCUGUCAAGCAGACAAAAGAGAAGAUGAAGGCCCUUAUAAGUCUGAUGUAGAAAUGAGUAUAGUUGAACUUGCAAAACCUGUUCAAACAGCACUAGAAUCUUCUGCAGAGAAAAACAUUUCUAAACCAGAUGAUAUUUCCAAGUUAUUUUCCACUUUCAAGAGGAUGGGAAAUGUUUUUUCUAAUGAAAAAGAAGCCCUAGAAAUAUCCCCAGCACUGCAAGAAAAUAUAAAUAUGAGUGUUAGUGUUGGAAGGUGUGAUGCUUCAUCAGAUGCAUUUUUACCUCCAGCAGAAGGUAAAUAUGAUGCCAGUGUAAGUGUUCAGUUAAUUCCACAAGUUUAUGGUCCUGAAUCAUUGUCUUUGGAAACAAAGUCAAAGAAUUCAUCAAAGAUAAAUUUAGAGGAAAACUGCUGUGACAACCUACCAGAUUAUUUCAGUGAACAAAAGCAAAAGGCAGAUUUUAAUGGUGAAAACACAAUGUUAAGAACAGAACAGUGUUGCUCCAACAAAUUUAGUCAAAUAGCAGAACGGGAAUGGUACACUUCUGAGAGCAGGAAAUCUAAAUCAUUGACCAAAUCUGUGAAAGAACCAGAAAGUUAUUCUGAGAGAUUUUCAUCCAGUGAUUAUCUACUGUCUCCACUUUCUGUAGAUAAUAACUUGCUUCCAUUAUCAAACAAUUAUAUAUCUCAAGAAGCUAAAAAGAAAAAAGAGAAAACGGAGAUAUUGGAAAGCAAGGAAGAUUUUUCAAAUAAAAAGCCAUAUGUGAUAAGAGACAUUCCUGUGAAACUGUUCGAAAAGUUGGCUUCAGAGCAGAAAGACACAAAUCACCUUGCAUCUAUUAAGGAAUCUCCCUGCAGACAGAUUUCCUCAAGCAGCCGUAAUAAAGGAGCUAGGUUUCAGUCACCAUUAAGAACUGUUAAUGAACAGAGCAUUGGAGAUAUUGCUGCAACUGACACUUUAUCUCAUGCUUCAUAUGAUGUUUUGCCAAAUGUUAUCACCCCUAGGAGUAGACUAAAUGAAAGAUGUAUUUCAGUUGGACAUCCUACCAGCUGCAAAGAUCUCUGUACUGAUAUCAGAUUUACAAAUGUGGGAAUUGAACUAAAAUCUCUUGAAUUUAUAGUUAAAAUAUCAGCGAUUUUGAAAAAGGCUGAUCAAAGCUCAACUUUGAAUAUAUUAAAUGAACAGGCUAUAGUAUGCAAAAAGAUUCUUUUUUCAUUUAUCAGAGCUUUUGAGAAAAAGCAGGAUUGCUCUUUUGAGCAUGUCUUAGUGUCUAAGGAGAUACUUGCAAAUGCUGAAAAAUAUAUAUGGACUAGUCGUAAAGUAAAACUCUGUGCUAUAGAAUCACUAAUAGAACUACAAAUUAUAAUGGAAACACUUGAGUUCAUUGAAAAUAAGAAGAGACUUGUAGAAGGUGAGCCAACUUUCCGAAGCUUGCUUUGGUAUGAUGAUUCACUGUGUAGCGAGUUGUUUGGUGGGCCGUCAGGGCAUCAACAGCAAUCAAAUGUAUAUCCUACUUUUCAUGGAAGAUUAAAUUACAGUCCUCUCAGUGAGUUAAAAAAUAAUCAUGAAAAACUAAUAGAGAUCUUGAAGAACACAAGAUGGGAAAAUCAUUCUUACUAUACAUUCUUGAAAUUGAGACGAGAAAUUAAAGAAUGUGAAGCAGCAAUGAAAAGUAAUUCAUGUUUCUCUGAUUUUUUUCUUUCUGUACCAUAUGUUUGUGGAGCUAACUUUGGAGAUACUCAAGAAGACUUAGAAAAUGCAAGAAAAAGGACAAUAGAUUUAAUAAUUAUGUCUAAUAGUCUUCCAGACAGGAGUACUGAAAAAAUAGAUCAUCUUUGGAUUAUAAUGGACAUUAUUACUACAAAGAUUAAAUUUAUAAAGACCUGUGAAGAAGUGAAUAUAAAAGCAUCACUGUUUGGUCUUGAGCACAUAUUUUUUGAUGCUGCUAAAAUUCUUACUAGGAGAGAACAAGAUAAGUUUAUAAAUGAAGACUUGAAUGGUGGAAAAGGACAAAAUCCCAGAAUAAAUGAAACUGCUCUUUCUAAGCUUUAUGGGACUUAUGAACAUAUAAUGGAGAAGUUUAGAAAUGAACACUUCAACAGCACUCCUGAAGAACAUGUCACAAGGAAAUCUCCAGAUGAAUAUUUUAAUUGUGAAAAGAUAGAUAAGCAACGAGAAGCCAAUUAUUAUAUUCAGAAUUCUCUUGUGUUCCAUCUAGAUGUUGGAUAUAUUAGUAAAAUACUGGAUGAAGCGCAAUCUGCUAAUCUUAACAAGUUGCAGCAACUCAUGUGCAAAUGUACAGAACAUCUUGAAAUCAUGAAAAAGUAUUUUCAGAUUUUACAGGAAGAAAAUGUCAGUAAUAUUUUGAUCACAAAAGAAAAUGUGCUGGAUUUCAUGAAAAGUGGUGGCAUAAAUGUUGUCAUAUUGAAACCAGAAGCUGUAGAGGUUUACAUUGAAAUGGCAAUGAUGUAUGAAGCAGUUUAUUUUCUUAAAAACUCAAUAGCAAGAAAAGUAGAUAAACCAAGAUUUCGAAGUUUGUUGUGGUUUGAUGUAUCAUUACUAUCUGAGCUUUUUCAAUGUCAAAAAAAAAUGGCGCCUUUUUCUUACCGGGAAGGCAGUCUUUGGAAAACAAUACGAUCUUCUGUCUCUGAACUUGAGGAAGAAUUGAGUGUGAUUGGUGACUUUGCCGAAAAUGUAAAUUACUCAUAUGCAUGCCGUCUUCUUACAAGAGAGGUUUCAGAGCUUUCGGAAACUAGAAACCUACUACGAACAUCUAAGUCUUCCAUCUCCAUGUGUGUUGAUUUGGUACCAUAUACCAUAGCUCUAAACUAUGGGAGUACUGUGUCUGAACUAGAAUGGAAUUACAGCCAGUUAUCUUUGCUUCUUAAAAAACUGAUGUUGGCUGACAGGAAGGAUUUAGGAAAAAUGGCUCACACCAUGAAAAUAAUGAAAACCAUUGAGCACAUGAAGUUUAUCUGUACUAAACAGGGAAAGUCUCCUCUUCCUCUGGUUAUAUAUCAGAUGCUGAAAAACUGGAGAAAAUCUGGUCUGUUGAAAAGAGAGGCAAUGAAAACUUAUAUGGAUACCGAUGAACAACAGAGUACCAAACAUAUGUAUGUCAGUGGCUUCCCAGUUUCAAACAGUACUACAGAAGUUGAUUCCCAGACACAACGCAAAAGGCCAGCCAGUGUAAUUUCAGAAGACUGUCCCUAUUUGUAUGAAGAGGAGAAUUAUUCCCAUAGAAAGAAGAAAAAGGUUAUUGCUUCUUUGAAGACAACCAAAAAUAUACACGAAAAAGAGACCAGCAGAUUUUUGAGAAACAAUGCAAAAUAUAAUUGCUCAAAUGGAAAAGACCUGCAGUUCAACAGUUCAACAGACAAUGCCUGGUGUAAAAAAGCUGAGGAUUUGGGAGAAAAGUCACCAAUCUCAUUUUCACAUUUAGACGAUCUGAACACUGUUUAUCCCUUGGAAUGCAUUCCGUCUUCACCAAAUGCUUCAGAGCCAAAGUUUAUUAAUUCAAACACAUCAGCUAUUCAGCAGAGUGCAAAACAACAUGACCAGGAGUAUUUUGCAUCCUGUGAUGAAAGAGGCAAAGAUGCUUCUGCAUCAUCAACAAAAACUCAAUUACCACAGAGAUUUCCUGAGGAUUUUUCCAGCUCAGCAGCAAAAUUACAUGACAGUAGUUCUGUGCUGACCACACUCAUUGAGCACCAUGACUUUAAACCAGAUGUCCCAAGAAAUUAUUCAAGAUUAAUGUCUCAGUGUAGCACAGCCAUCAGUUUAUGUUCAGGAUGUGAUAGAACUGAGCUAAAUAAACUGGAGUCCUUGCAUUCAGAACCAUCUUCCAGUGAAAAUAUCAGAAAUCCUGAUCAUUUUUCUGCUUUCAGUCAAAAUGGACAUGUCAAAGAAACUCCUCAGAUGCCAGGUCCUUUUAGUCAUGGGAUGGUCUGUCCUUACUACUCUUGGUACUUCUGUCAAGCUGGUAGCAGUUCUCAUUCAAUAACUCAAACAUACCAGGGUAUAAAUUCCUAUGAAACUCAUCACCUGGUCCCUGGGAUGUCUACAAGCACAGUGUAUAAUACCCAGUCUAAUGUGUUUUAUUCACAGACUGUUAGUCAUUUUGGUGGUGGGGAAUCACAGGUGUUUAGCUUUUCUCAGACCUACCCAAUACAUGGUUAUUGCAGUCCUGCAAUGCCCUUUUUGUACAGCUAUCAGCAGCAGCCAUCAUGGUACACAGAAAGUCAGCCUUGGGCACAAUUUCCAUAUCUUUCCAAUGUAGGCAUGUGAAGCUGUGUGGCUGUACAUUAAAUGCUAAAUUAAUAGUUUCCACUUAAAAAAAAACAAAAAGUGAGGCAUCUCCAGCUAUUGGUAUGUCUCAAACUGGAUAAAAUAGAAUCCACCAAGAGCCAGUUACGAUUCUGUGGAAUGAUUCCGGAUUGGGUUCAGGUGUUUCAGAUUCUUCUCUGGGAGCAACCCAUGGACACAACCAUGUGGAGCAAUUAAUGUUGAGCAGUGUAUACACAGUGAUGAGUGCAUCUCCCAGUAGUAAUUCAUAUGUGCACAGAAGUGCAUUUUUCAGCUACUGAGCUUACAUAGAUUGCUACUAGGAUGGCACCUGUAACCAUAGGCAACCUGUGUUAUUCUUUAUUACCUUCUCUGCUUAGAGGAAUUUCAGUAGUCUGAAACAGCCCUCAGAGGUUGAAAACGAGCCCAGUUAUUGCCAUUUUUGUUUAUACUCCUUUUAGAUUUCACUUGUUUGUUUUAAAAAUGGAUAGCAGAAGUACAGGUUACAAGGCAAACACUGGUUUUGACCAUGCGCCCACACACGCAUUGGUGAGAACUGGGAGCAGGAGAAUUUAUCCCAGAGUGCCACACAGCACGAGUGCUCUAAUGAGAGCAGCCUCCAUGCUCGGUGUGGUUGCUUCUUCCUCAUAGGCUCACUGCUGGAAAUGGUGGCAGGCUGGACAGAAGCCUUUCAACCCAGUAAAGAUCGUGCACAUGAUUGCCUGCUAAGCUGAAACGAACCUGUGCUUUGUUUAAUCCCAGCUAAGCACUGGGUUAAAAAGUAGGGCUAGCACGUUCUGGAGCAGCUGGGAGCCCUCCACUCCCAGGUGUCUCACAUUGUGUGAAUAGCUUCUGUGCCUCACAAUGCUAAUGUAACAGGUAGAAACAAAGGGUUCUUGAUCUUAAACCUUCUACUGUCUGCCAGUUUUCAACUACAAAUGUCCCUAGGUUGUUCUUAACACUCUUUUUCUCCAAUUGGGUUCUGAAACCAGGAAUAAUCCUGAAUAAAGGGAAAAUGCUGAAACAUUUCAAGUAACCUCUAUAGCUGAUAUCUACUUUGUGUUAAACUGCCUUUGUGUGUUGUAAAUAAGAGUUUGGAAUAAAAAAUUUGUCAGUAGCA